UCCAUUGCUCUAUUGUCAAUUAAUACUCCCUUACUCUUACGAUUUACAAAAAGUAUUUAAAAUUGAAUGGAGAAAAUGUUACAAUUCAUAUUGUAAUAAAGUUUCACAUUGUUUACACGGUGUUCCAAUUUUUUGUGCUUAAACCUUUUCUUCCGGCAAAAUGUCUAAAUGGCAAUCAGAGAGAAGCAUUCACGAAAUGUUGAAGGAUACUCCACCGCUGCGAGAGUCCAGUGACUCUAUCACAUCUGGCACUGAGGCCAAAUUCCCCACAUCAAGAUCUAUGCCUUUCCCACCAGCUUACGCUCCACCAGAUGUGUCUCAGAACAGCGGUGCAGGAAACAGCACCUUGUUGCGAGCGGGCUCCACAAAGCUGGAGUCCCUCAAGAACUGGGGAGUGUCCACGUACAAGUGCACUCGGCAGCUGCUCUAUGAGAAGCUGGGCAAGACUUCCAGGACUGUUGAUACAGAUUUGGAAGCAAAGAUAGAGAGUCUGCGGGAGACACAGCGUAAGUACAAUGGCGUACUGCGGUUGAGCAGCGCGUUGGCGUCGCAGCUCGGCGCGGCGCAACACACCCAGCGUGCGCUCGGAGACGCCUUCGCCGACCUCGCGCAGAAGUCGCCCGAGCUGCAGAAUCAGUUCCUCUACAACGCGGACACGCAGCGGUCGCUGACGCGCAACGGUGAGGUGCUGCUAGCGGCACUGCACUUCUUCAACAACUCACUCAACACCCUCACCAACAAGACCAUCGAGGACACUCUGCUCACCAUACGACAAUACGAGGCCGCGAGAGUGGAGUACGACGCGUACCGCAGCGAGCUGGAGGCGUGCGGCGGCAACCCGGGCGAAGCGGUGCUCGCUCGCAUCGAGCGCCACCGCCGCCACUACGAGCGUCUGCGCGACGACUCCGCCGUCAAGUUGCAGCUGCUGCACGAGAACAGGGUGAAGGUGAUGAACAAGCAGCUGCUGCUGUUCCACAACGCGGUGUCCGCCUACUUCAGCGGCAACAACGUGGCGCUCGAGGCGGCUGUGCGACACUUCAGCGUGCCCGGCGCGCCGCACGCCGCACCGCACACCGCACCGCACGCCGCACCUCACACCGCACCGCACGCCGCACCGCACGCCACACCGCACACCGCACCGCACUUCCCGGCCGCGCCGCAGCCGCCGCUGUCGCCGCCCGCCGCCGCGCCCGCGCCGCCGCCUUCAUAG
Molecule: messenger RNA, 1210 nt
Organism: Papilio machaon (common yellow swallowtail)
Lineage: Eukaryota; Metazoa; Arthropoda; Insecta; Lepidoptera; Papilionidae
Gene: Arfip
Product: arfaptin-2
Exons: 7
Coding region: 161-1210 (349 amino acids)
Biological process (GO): regulation of Arp2/3 complex-mediated actin nucleation; intracellular protein transport
Cellular component (GO): trans-Golgi network membrane
Molecular function (GO): protein domain specific binding; phospholipid binding
Source: RefSeq, a predicted model, not a curated record